Messenger RNA from Rhipicephalus sanguineus (brown dog tick), 395 nucleotides. RefSeq lists its product as uncharacterized. Lineage: Eukaryota; Metazoa; Arthropoda; Arachnida; Ixodida; Ixodidae. The record is from RefSeq and is a predicted model, not a curated record. The coding region runs from base 78 to 395 and encodes 105 amino acids. The transcript is spliced from 7 exons.
CAUCUCGAUUUUCCAAAUUUGGCGUCAGGGGUCCCUUAACAAAUCGCUGAUGCAGAGUACGCAUCGGUGUUCCCUUUAUGCAUGCAACAUCUUCUCUCGCAGAUUUCGCAACAAGAACCAUGCGCACAACAACUCUCUGGAUCCUGCUCACCAUGCUGGCGAUCGGAUCAUGGUCUCUCAAACAUGACGACAUGAAGGAGUAUGCAUCUGAGCAUCCCAUUCCCAAGGAGGGUAUAUCAGCGCUAGACAUAUACCAAGACAAAGGUGCUGUGCCUAAAAAAAUUAAUGAAGUCGACAAACCAUCGUUGGAACAAAGCGUGGAGGAAAAAUACGACUACUACGAUGACUGUGACAAUUACUAUGAUGAUGAGAACAGUACGUACACACUUUCCUGA